Haemorhous mexicanus (house finch) is the source of this 405-nucleotide messenger RNA. RefSeq names its product interleukin-8-like. Bases 76 to 390 code for a protein of 104 amino acids. The transcript has 4 exons. NCBI's taxonomy places the organism in Eukaryota, Metazoa, Chordata, Aves, Passeriformes, Fringillidae. Gene Ontology annotation, biological process: cellular response to lipopolysaccharide; antimicrobial humoral immune response mediated by antimicrobial peptide; neutrophil chemotaxis. Gene Ontology annotation, cellular component: extracellular region. Gene Ontology annotation, molecular function: CXCR chemokine receptor binding; chemokine activity. The record is from RefSeq and is a predicted model, not a curated record.
ACCCUGGCAUCUGCCAGAGCUCACUCCACCACAGAACCAGGCCCAGGCCACACGAGGAAGACGCUCUCUUGCAUCAUGACUGGCAAGGCUGUGGCUGCUGUGCUGAUCCUGCUCCUGAUCUCAGCCCUUGGAACACAAGGUGAGCUGGUGCCACGCUCGGCCAUCGAACUCCGGUGCCAGUGCAUAAGCACCUAUUCCAAGUUCAUCCAUCCCAAGUUCAUCCAAAACGUGAACCUCACCCCCAGCGGACCUCACUGCAAGAAUGUUGAAGUCAUAGCUACCCUGAGAGAUGGCAGAGAAGUGUGCCUGGAGCCCACUGCUCCCUGGGUGAAGCUGAUCAUCAAGGCAAUUCUGGACAAGCCCAACACCAAAUCUGAGACAGUGUUCUAAAACAAAGAAGAAAAA